Pristis pectinata (smalltooth sawfish) is the source of this 6179-nucleotide messenger RNA. Its product is annotated as protein bicaudal C homolog 1-like. The record is from RefSeq and is a predicted model, not a curated record. Gene Ontology annotation, cellular component: cytoplasm. Lineage: Eukaryota; Metazoa; Chordata; Chondrichthyes; Rhinopristiformes; Pristidae. Gene Ontology annotation, molecular function: RNA binding; protein binding. The transcript has 20 exons. Bases 147 to 2933 code for a protein of 928 amino acids.
GAGAGAGAGAGAGGGAAGGAAGGGGAGAGAGAGAGAGAGAGUUGGAUGCAGACUGGAUGUGGUUGCGGAGUUCCAACGCCAGCCCCAGGCUCGGGUCAGCCCCCUGUUGGAAGUGAAACUGACCGAGCGCGGCGCUGCUGCAAGCCAUGGCGGCUCAGGGCGACUCUCUGAGCGGCUACCUGGUGGCGCCCCAGCCGCUGCAGGAACCCGGAGCCACCGACCCUGGCUCCAACAGCGAGAGGAGCACCGACUCGCCGCUCGCAGCCUCCGAGGACGAUGGGCACGCUCUCCCGCACUGUACUGACCCAGACUGGGUGGAGGAGAGAUUCCGGGUGGACCGUAAGAAACUGGAGGCGAUGUUACAAGCUGCCGCUGAAGGGAAAGGAAAGAGUGGGGAAGACUUCUUCCAGAAGAUUAUGGAAGAAACAGGCACACAAAUAGCAUGGCCAUCCAAACUGAAGAUUGGAGCAAAGUCCAAGAAAGAUCCCCACAUUAAAGUUGGCGGAAAGAAAGAAAACGUGAAGGAAGCGAAAGAAAAAAUCAUGUCUGUUCUGGACACAAAAAGUAAUCGGGUAACCCUGAAGAUGGAUGUGUCGCACACGGAGCACUCCCAUGUAAUUGGCAAAGGAGGAAACAACAUCAAAAAAGUAAUGGAGGAGACAGGCUGCCACAUUCAUUUCCCUGACUCUAACCGGAAUAACCAGACAGAGAAAAGCAAUCAGGUCUCCAUAGCAGGACAGCCGUCCGGUGUGGAAGCAGCCAGAAGUCGUAUAAGAGAGCUGCUCCCUCUGGUGAUGAUGUUCGAUUUACCCAUCGCUGGCAUUUUGCAGCCAAUUCCCGACCCCAACUCACCAACGAUCCAGCAUCUGUCCCAAACGUAUAACAUUUCCAUAUCCUUCAAACAACGAUCACGCAUGUAUGGUGCCACAGUAAUUGUUCGAGGGUCUCAGAACAAUGUUGCAGCAGUCAAGGAAGGGACAGCCAUGUUGCUGGAGCACCUAGCUGGCAGUCUGGGGAGCGCCAUACCCGUCAGCACCCAACUGGACAUUGCACCUCAACACCAUCUCUUCAUGAUGGGUCGCAAUGGGAAUAACAUUAAGCACAUAAUGCAGAGAGCUGGAGCUCAGAUCCACUUUCCAGAUCCCAGCAAUCCCCAGAAGAAGUCCACAGUCUACCUCCAGGGCACUAUUGAGUCUGUCUGUCUAGCUAGACAAUACCUCAUGGGUUGUCUCCCCCUUGUGUUGAUGUUCGAUAUGAAGGAAGACAUUGAAGUGGAACCACAGAGGAUCACUCAGUUAAUGGAGCAGUUGGAUGUCUUCAUUAGCAUCAAGCCAAAGCCCAAACAACCAAGCAAGUCAGUGAUUGUGAAAAGCGUGGAAAGAAAUGCUGUAAAUAUGUAUGAAGCAAGAAAAUGUCUGCUGGGUUUGGAAAAUAGUGGUGUUGCCAUGGCAAAUACAGCACCUGCAGUUACCUGUCCCAUUGGACUCUCUUGUCAUGGACUCGAUAUCCUGGCUUCAGCUGGACUAGGCCUCGCUGGUUUAGGUUUCUCCACAGUAUCUCCCCUCAUGAUCCCACCAACAACACAGGCAACCUUGACCAGUAUCUUGCUGUCAGGUCUGCAUGGGUAUGGCCAGACCACGCCAUCGCCUCCCCCUGGUCUAGCACCCAUGGACAUUCAGAUCAGCGCCUUGUCACCAGAGAGCGAUAAGACAGCAACGUCCUGUGUCAAUGGCCACGUCAAGCCGUCAAGUGCUAUUUACACUAGAAUUUCAACUCCCUGUCUAGCUGAUAAAGUAUUGAGUAAUAACCACCCUGAAGGACCUCGGGAGAGUUCAAUUAAUGCCCAAGAGCAGCUGUCCAGCAAGUCCACUCCAACAGAAGGUUCCAAUGAUGCCUUUGUGGAAGUGGGCAUGCCCAGAAGCCCCUCGCACUCGGCCAACAGUAAUGAACUGAAGCAGAUGCUCAACGGUUCUUCCAGCUCCGUGGCAAAACGACAGGCUUUGGAACUGUUGCAGGGCACCAAGAACAGCCAUCGACACACUUCAGACAGACUGCUUUCCGAUUCUGAUUCCAGUGCCACUGAGGGCACAGCUACAGACAAGCGGGCCCCUGGGAGUGAGCGAGCAGCAGAACGAGCUGCUGCCCAACAGAACUCGGAGCGACUGCGACUGGCUCCACAGUCGGCCUAUGCAAAUAUCCAGGCUUUUGACUAUGAACAGAAGAAGCUGUUGGCAACCAAAGCUAUGCUGAAGAAGCCUGUUGUGACUGAAAUAAGGACUCCGACAAACACAUGGAGUGGCCUUGGGUUCUCCAAAUCAAUGCCUGCAGAAACAAUCAAAGAACUAAGACGUGCCAAUCACGUGUCCUACAAACCAUCGAUGUCAACCACUUACGAGUCAUCGUCGCCAGUGUCACUAUCACGGUCAAACAGUCGGGAGUGCAUUGGGGGUGGCAGCGAGUCUGAUAACUGGAGGGAUCGGAAUGGCUCUCAUGGUGAAUUUCCAACAUCUAUCAACAGUCCCAAGCAAAAAAAUAACCCAUCUGAGCACUACUUGACCAGCACUAAUUACAUGGACUGCAUUUCCUCGCUGAUGGGCAGCAAUGGCUGCAGCCUCAAUAAUUCCUUCAAAGGCUCUGAGUUGCCUGAACUCUUCAGCAAGCUCGGCUUAGGCAAAUACACAGAUAUCUUCCAGCAACAAGAGAUUGACAUUCAGACUUUCCUCACUCUGACUGACCAGGAUUUGAAGGAGCUCGGGAUUACCACAUUUGGUGCCAGAAGGAAAAUGCUGCUUGCCAUUUCAGAAUUGAACAAAAACUGUCGAAAACCCUUUGAGCCUCCAAAUAUCCGUUCAACGUUCCUAGAAGGUGGAGCGAGUGGCCGGUUACCGCGACAAUAUCAUUCUGAAGUUGCCAGCAUCAGUGGCCGGUGGUAGCAGUGAAAUGGAACUCGCUCACCUGUAGCUGCCACAAGAGGGCUGGCACAAACUGUGCCUGACAUUAACCCUGUGGAGAGCAUUUACUGCACAGAGCCCUCCAUGUUAUAGGAGUUUGGAUUACAAAGACCAAAGCCUGCGUGAUUUUGUGCAAAUAGUUGUGCCAAAUGGAAAAAAGAACAGGCCUAUCAAUGUGUAUUCCAUGGUUGCCUUUGCUGUUUCACCAAAUAUGGUACCAAUCUAUACGCAGAUUAGAGAAUGUUCAUUAACACAAGCUUUCUUGCUCAAUAUUAUUUAUUAGAGAACAAAAAACUUAAAUUAUGCACUGAAAUGUUAGGUUCUACCACAGAAUUAGACUCGAACCACUAACCUAAGUGCAUUGUGUGUAUAGUUUGUUAGCAGGUUGUGAGAUGGAAGUACUGCUAAGUAGAGGGACUUAAAUCUAGUUGCUUCUGCAUUUUACAUGUCCUGGCUUCCUAGACCUUUGGAAACAUAUAUUUUCCUCUGGUCCUCAAAAAUAGAAAGAUGCAUUUUAUUAGAUAAAAUGGAGUGGGCAUGUGCAGGGGCUUGAAUGAAACUGGCACCAUUCUAGAGGCAUGUUAUGUAGGAUCAAUUAUAUUGUCCAAAGUGGCUUGGAUACCUGGUCAUCAGAGAACUAUAUUUAGUCAAAUUCAAGUACGGAAACAAUUCCUCCAGUCAGUAAUUAAAUCCAAUUACAUUUUACUGCCAUCUUAAGCAUGCUUGCCACAUUCAGGAUGCUUAUUUUCUGAGCUAUAAAAAUCAUUACUUUUUAUACGUUACUUUAAAAUCAUUACUUUAAUGCAGCCAGAUCCUUCACUGAAGUACGGAGUAUUUUUGGCAUAGAAAUCAUGCAUUUGCCUCAGUUGGGUCAAUGCCACUGUUUGUGCAAGCUUCCUCUCACCUCUGAUGGCACAUCCUUCUAAUUGUUUCUCGUGUCUGUCUAGCUUCCUCUUAAAUAGAUCUACAACAUUCACCUCAGGUACUUCUUGUGAAACCACAUUCCACAUCCUUGACAAUUUUGGGUUAAGAAGCCUCUCCUGAAUUUCCGAUUGGAUUUAUUCAGUUUAUUAUUUGUUCAUAAUUCAUACAUUCCCAGGGAUCCUCUCAAUAACCAGGUCUAAAUUAGAACAAUUUCAGUGACAUAAUUUACAUGAAAAUGUAGAUACAAUAUCAAUUAGUUGUUCCUGCACUGGCUCAAUUUGCACACAAAAUCAACUCAAAAACCAAUGCUCCUUGUGACUUCCAACAGAUGUGCACAAGCAAGGCUAUAUUGGUUGCGAUACUGGUGCAGCUCUAUAUCGGUACUGUGAAAACCAAGAAUAAGUAUCUGCUCUUCAGCAGCUUUCCCAUGCAAAUCGAGCUGGUGCAGAAUCGGCCAUAUAACUAGAUAAUACUGGCAAAACUUGUGCCUUCAUUUUCCUAUAAAAGUUUUCAAUUUAAAAAAAAUAGAAAGUUAAUAUGCACGUUUGUGGAUGUACUUGGCAGUGGGAGAUGUAAGAAGCAGAAACAGAUGGACCUAAAUAGCAUGCAUGUUUUUCUAGGAUCGUUUGCAGUUCAGUUCUGAAUGUCCCGCCUAUUACCAUAUGAAAGUGUUUUGUUGUCUGAGAGCUUUAUUGUUGACUCACAUGAACAUUGAUAGACAGGAAUAAAUGGCCUGCACAAUUGCAAAGUCUAGUGUGCCACUAUACAUACAGUCCAGUUUGAAAUGUUGGCAGGGAAGGCUAGUUUUUGACAUUACUCUGGUCCUGAAUUUCCUGCAGUACAAAGUUAGCUUUGCCAGUUCAUCUCUCAGUUGAAGGAAUUCAGCAAACCGGCAUGCACUGUGUGAGCCAGCAGCUUGUUCCCAAGGCCCAGUGUUUGGAUAAUUCCCACUCUUUGACCUCCAACCUGGAGGACUCCACAGUCUCAUCUGUGGAAGUGUCACUGAUGAUACCAUGUAAUUAGCUACUAAGAAGUGACAUCGAUGAAAAUGAAGUCAAUUUCCCUCCCAUCUAUCUUCCAUCCCCAUGAUCCCAUUCAAAGACAGAUUUGUUUCACUUCAUCACCAUGUCUGAGAAAAUGGAUAACUCCUACAAUGGGGAGAAGCCUAUCAGUUCUCAGACUCAAUGUUUUCUUUGGAAUUCAAAAGAUUGUUUGUUUCUCCUUUAGCAAGGCCAUCUUCAGUGCUUCAGUAGCAGCCUAUAACCCAGCAAGGUCUCCAGGCAACGGGUUCAGCAUUUCUCUUCUCUUUUUCUGUGACAAUGUCUUUGUUCCUUUUUGUUUGCACUGUCAUUGGUCCCAUGUACAAAGUUUAAAAAUGAUGUCUGUUUGUGCUGUUUGUGGUGAAGAUCUUUAGCCGAAAUGAAGGAAGAUUCCAAGUACCUACCUUUUCUGCUGCCCAAUUAUAUUGAAAUUCACGUCCAGAUUGAUCGGUUCUGCCUGACCUUUAAAAACAGGGACAAGUGCAGCCACAGUGGCUGAACUGUAUUUAUAAAAAAAUAUACAGUACACACUUUGUAAGACUUAAACUGCUAAGUCUCCUGCAUAGCCAGCUUUAGGUGAACACCAUCUUUGCUGCAUGAGUGAAAUCAGUAAUUAAAAAUAUGUGAAUAGUUUAAUAUUGUUUUCUAUUUUCAAUGGCAAUUAUGCAUUUCGUCUGUAUAGAUUUUUAAUUGUUGGAUUGAUUGAAAACAAAUUUGCACACUCAAAGGGAAGAGGCUUUGUUUUGUCACUUUCAUAUAUAAAAUUUAGUUUUGUGAUUUUUUUUCUCUCAAUGAUUAGCAACUAAGAGGAAAUCCAUUAUUGUGAAUCCCUCUUAAAGUUUUCAGAAGUCAGUGAUAUCUGUGUACACCAAAGUGAAGGCUUUUCAGUUUACAGAAGGUAGACUGAAAGAAUUUUCUGUACGAAACACUGGAAGAAUAUGUGCUUGUCUCACUGCAGUGAGGAGGUGCCAUGCUAACCUUGCGUAGACUAACACCGAGGCACAAUGGCUUUCUAAUGGACAAAGUGGUUUGAUUAUCAGCUUAAGCUGAAGGUUAGCAAUAACUCAGUGCCUUGAGUGAUGAUUUAUCUGUAAAUAUAGCACAGAUGUUUAUUUUCAGGUUUGGGAGGGAUGGGGAAGGAUUUAGUAACCUUUCUAUGACUUUUGAUUUUUUUACAAAAUGAUAUUGUUUGUGGAUAAGCUUUAACAAAGGGAAUUUUCAAUACAGUUUUAUGUUGCAUUAAAAGAUAAUUUUAUAAAUCUCU